AUGGUGCUGGAAACAACAUUCGAUUGCCUGCCCAGCUGGGUUGGACAAGUUGCUUUUGGAACUACCCUCGUCAGCCUGGUUCUGUGGCUCUCAUCAUUUUUCAGUGCAUUCAAGAAGUACGAUCGUAAGACAAUGACUGAGGACGUGGAAAAUGAUUCAUCACUGUUGGGUAUUGAUGAAGUGCUUGUGUUCCCAGGAAGAACGUCUCAUACUCGACUCUCCCCUGUAGUUCGUUCAUUCUGGUUUCAUUUCCUCAUUGCGGCAGUCCCUAUCAGGAACUGCAGGUCGAACUGGUUCGUGUCAGUCGACAGUGACACCAAACCAUGGUGGCAUCGAGGCUGGCUCCGAGUUGACCCUCCAGAUCAUCUUCAUCGAGGGGAAGACGAGAACGGAUUGAGCUACAAGCUUGACAAAUUCCUUUCCUCAAAGCAAUACAAUCCCGCCGACUAUCCCACAGUAUGGCUCGUUACAUCGCCAAGGUUUCUAGGAUACAAGUCCGACCAGGCAUCGUUCUGGUACUUGUAUACUGCUGACGGAACUCUUGACAUGAUGAUUAUCGAAGCGAAUAACAGCUUCGACGAGCGAAAGGUAUGGGUAGUACCAGCGGCCCAAGAGCAUGGUAUGUGCAAUAACACAGCGACAAAGACACACAGACGGAAAUUCCAUCAGUAUUGGCCAAAGGAAUUUCAUGUCUCUCCUUUCAACUCAAUACACGGUUCCUACUCCAUAUCUACGCUGGACUCGUUUUCGCCUGGAAAGCCGCUUAAUUCAGCGAAUGCUAUUGAUCUCACAAUCACACUUCUGGAGUCACAGCGUCGUCCCAAGUUGGUGGCUCGCGUUUGGUCCGUAUCAAAACCUUUGAUUCCAUCAAGAGUCUGGGUUCUCUAUGGAUAUCUCUUUCUCGCAUCAUGGUGCUUGACUGCAGCUUUAGUCACGCCACGGACUCUUUUUCAGGCAUUCAUCCUAUCGAAGAAACAUAAGCUAAGCUUUCGAGUCCGACCUGAACCGAAACCCGGGACGUUUCCUCGCCGUAAUACGACAGCUGAAGGAUACCUCCGCGAGAUAUUCAUCGAUUAUCUUCGACAAAUCAUGAACAAGUCACCAGAGAAUUUCUACCUCACUUUAUCGGAACCCGGCUUCGAAACCAUCAUUCUCAACACACGGAACGUCGCUUGGGAUUCACCUCUUUACCACAUAUCUGUACUGACACCGAAGUUCUAUGCUACCAUAGUAACUUGUCCUACCAUUGAGACGUUCCUCUACACUGCCUUGCUUCACAAGGAUGAUGGACGACGAACUGCGUGUACAGAUACAAAAGAUUCUGAAGGUUUGAUCGUGCUGCUGAAAUAUGUUGCGGCAUAUUUCUCGCUUUCAUCCCGAGACCCGAAUUCUGUCCUGUGGAAUACUACUGAUACUGCGAGUAAUGGUAAUACGAUUACGCGAACCUGGAUUGUCAAGUCUCCAAAGCUAGCGAUAUUAUCUCUACUUUCGUUGAUAUGGUUCCUUGUUACACAUGUACGGUACUGGCUCUCCAAAUCGAGUGGUGAGGGGUUGCGGUUGUCAAACACAGUCACCGCACCAACUUCGGUAACGGAGAGUGGCACAAAGGUCCAGAUCGAUGAAGAGUUGUGUUCACAUGCUGAUACCUAUCGAAAUGGAACGGUUACGGAUGACUCGAAAUGUUUCCUGGAUCAUUUUGUGCGUGAAAACUAUGGACCUGCUGCUCAAUUUGGGUAUUUAUGGGCCCAGUUAAACACUGUUAUGAGAGAGCAGAUUCUAGGGAUUACUGGUGGAGGUUGA
This is a messenger RNA of Talaromyces stipitatus ATCC 10500, 1800 nucleotides long. RefSeq lists its product as uncharacterized. NCBI's taxonomy places the organism in Eukaryota, Fungi, Ascomycota, Eurotiomycetes, Eurotiales, Trichocomaceae. The coding region runs from base 1 to 1800 and encodes 599 amino acids. The record is from RefSeq and is a predicted model, not a curated record. The transcript is spliced from 4 exons.